This is a messenger RNA of Mauremys mutica (yellowpond turtle), 1978 nucleotides long. Its product is annotated as butyrophilin subfamily 3 member A2-like. The record is from RefSeq and is a predicted model, not a curated record. Gene Ontology annotation, cellular component: external side of plasma membrane. Gene Ontology annotation, biological process: regulation of cytokine production; T cell receptor signaling pathway. Bases 11 to 577 code for a protein of 188 amino acids. The transcript is spliced from 4 exons. NCBI's taxonomy places the organism in Eukaryota, Metazoa, Chordata, Testudines, Geoemydidae. Gene Ontology annotation, molecular function: signaling receptor binding.
UGAAAAUCAAAUGUUGGACUAUCAAGGAAGGACAGAGCUGCUGAAAGAUGACAUCACCAAUGGAAGUGUUUCCCUGAGAAUACGUGAUAUCCGACCUUCUGACGAGGGCCUGUACGUUUGUUUAUUUCAAUCACUUACCUUUUUUCAAGACGCCUCAGUGCUCCUGCAGGUGGAAGGUUUGGGCUCUGGCCCUGACAUCUCUGUGGAGGGACAUCAGGACGGAGGGAUCAAGGUGGUGUGUCGUUCAUCCAGAUGGUACCCACAGCCCGAGGCUCAGUGGAGAGAUCUUCAGGGGCAGUUCUUACCAUCAGCCUCUGAAAACAUAUCCCAAGCAGCCGGUGGCCUGUUUCAAACAGAGAUUGCCAUUGUUAUAACAGAAGAGUCCAACCAGAAAGUGUCCUGCUGUGUUAGGAACCCGUGUGUCAACCAGGAGAGAGAGUCAGCAAUUUACAUAGCAGAUCUCUUUUUUCCACGGGUCUCUCCCUGGGUGGUGGCUCUGGUAGUGAUCCUGGCUCUUGUGAUUGCCCUGGCCCUCUACUGCAUCUGGACACAACGCAGAGCAAAAGAUCCAGACUAACACGGCUACCCCUCUGAUACUUGUCUCCAGGACUUCUUUCUGAUGACAUGGAACCACACACUGGGUCCAAUGCAAAAUUAGGCAGCGUUCCUGGAACACCUUUGUAUGGCCCUAGCGGAAAGGUAAGUACAAGCAGCAUGCUGAAGCCACUCUGGUCUGAUUCCACAUGGCCAAAGUCUCAGCGUGCACAUGCAUUUAGUUCACGUCAUUAGCUCUGUCAGUGGUGUCUGGCCAGAAACAAUGGCAUGACCAUAUGGAAUCAGACCAGGGGUCUAUCCAAGCCAGGGUCCUGUCUCUGACUGUGGCAAGCAUCAGCUGCUUCAAAAGGAAGGUGCAAGAACUCCAGAAUAACCAGAGAGCAAAGAUUCUCUUGUAGGCAAUGGCAGUAGGGUAAAGAAAAAGCUGAAGUCUUUCUCCUAGUCCUCCAUUGGCUCAGAAGGUCCUUUGGACUUGAUAGACAUUCAAGGAAUCUCCAUUGCACCUUGAAGCAGGAAGUCCAUCUUCAGAUGGACUUGGAUGACCUACAGAUAACAGCAUGGGCAUUGGAGGAGAGGUGCACGUCUGCAGGGAGUCUCCAGACAGAACUCAACUAGAGAAUUUCACUCACUGAUCUCAUUGUGUCACAUUUCAGAAAUGGGGGCGGGGGGAAGAGAAUGCUCUCUGCGGCAUGUUCUGUCUCUUUGUGAUGUGCCCAGUACAAUGGGGCCUCAUCUCGGGAUGCUGCCACAUUACAAAUACGAAAGACCACAAUGUUCUAGUAAUCUCAGCUACACUAGUGUUCUUCCAGGGUGAUUAUAGGGGUCCUAGCACCACAGAAAAGUGGGUAACAGCCUCAUUGGGGGAUGUGUAGGCAGGCAUAUUGGACUCCCCAGCUGAGUAUCAUCAGGUGUUAGGAUUCCUCAUACUGGCCAGAUGAGACAAGCCUGUGGCUAGCUUUUCUAGCUGCCAUUACCUCAGACAGACAGCUUUUGGAGUUAGUGCCUCCAGCCGUACAAGAGCCACACUCCUGUUUUCGUGACGAAAACUCUUUCUGCCCAGGCAAAGUUUUUCUCCCAUUGUUCCUUGGAAACAGUUUCCCCGUCACUUCAUUUUAGCCAUUAGUCAUAGUUCAUUGCAUGCCAUCCAAAAUCCCAGGACCUUGCAGCCUCAAAGUUCCUGCAGCAAGAUGUUUAAAAGUUUGCACCUUUUGGCAUCUGGGAACCCAUUCGCAGAAGGAAUCAAAGCUCCCUCUACAAGGUCUCUAGAGGUAUUACAAGAAGCGACUGAGCAUCAUCUGAGGAAGAUUUGCAAAGCAGGUUUCUGUUCUUCUGCAGAAGCAUCCUUUGAUCAGGGGCGGCUCUAGCAAUUUCGCUGCCCCAAGCACGGCGGCACGCUGUGGGGGGUGCUCUGCCGGUCGCUGGU